Molecule: messenger RNA, 1969 nt
Organism: Molossus molossus (Pallas's mastiff bat)
Lineage: Eukaryota; Metazoa; Chordata; Mammalia; Chiroptera; Molossidae
Gene: CYTIP
Product: cytohesin 1 interacting protein
Exons: 8
Coding region: 105-1175 (356 amino acids)
Biological process (GO): regulation of cell adhesion
Cellular component (GO): cell cortex
Molecular function (GO): protein binding
Source: RefSeq, a predicted model, not a curated record
CUGCUUUGCUACUUCAGAUUACUUGUCAGAGGUUAUACUUUUUAGCUUCCCCCAUUCUGCAAGGCUACUCAACCAUGUGCCAGCUGGAGUAGUCUCUGCUCACAAUGUCUUUGCAAAGGCUCAUGCAGCAGGGCAGCAAUGCCAACUUGGUGGACUACUGCGCUGGCCCAGCAUGUAACUCAUACUCCACACUCUCGGGCAACUAUUCCAUGGAUGAUAGUAGGAGGAUUCAAAUGCUGGCUGACACUGUGGCUACUUUGCCUCGGGGCCGAAAGCAGCUUGCUUUGACGGCAUCAAGUUCUUUAGGUGACUUUUCCUGGUCUCAAAGAAAGCUUGUUACUGUGGAAAAGCAGGAUAAUGGAACGUUUGGAUUUGAAAUUCAGACGUACAGGCUCCAGAACCAGAACACCUGCUCCUCAGAGCUGUGCACUCUGGUCUGCAAAGUCGAGGAGGACAGCCCAGCACACUGUGCUGGCCUGCAAGCUGGUGAUGUCCUUGCAAAUAUCAAUGGUGUGGGCACAGAAGGCUUUACCCACAAGCAAGUUGUUGACCUGAUUAGAUCGUCAGGAAACCUGCUAACAAUAGAGACUCUUAAUGGAACAACAAUUCUCAAAAAAGCGGAGCUUGAAGCAAAGCUGCACGUUUUAAAGCAAACCUUGAAGAAGAAAUGGGUGGAGUUCAGAACUCUGCAGUUACAGGAACAGCGCCUGCUUCACGGCGACACAGCUCACUGCCCAAGUCUGGAAAGCACGGACGUGGAUGAAUCAAUUUUGUCUGGAACCCUGCCCGGGCCAGGCUCAGCCCUCGCGGACGGGAAUCGAUUAUCCAGCGGGAGCAGCUGGCUGAGCUCCCUGACCGCGGACAGCGAGGACAGCUACCAGACGUGUAUGUCUGAGGACUCGAGCAAGGGAGCCUUCAGCCGGCAGACCAGCACAGACGACGAGUGCUUUGUCCUCAGGGACGGCGACGAUUUUCUGAAGAGGUCAUCUUCGAGGAGGAACCGCAGCAUCAGUACCACCAGCAGCGGGUCCAUGUCUCCCGGGUGGGAAAGCAACUUCUCCAGCAUGUUUGGGACCCUGCCCCGGAGAAGCAAAAGGGGAAGUGUCCGGAAACAACUCUUAAAAUUCAUCCCUGGCCUUCACCGCCCCGUGGAAGAGGAAGAGAGUCGCUUCUGAUGGGCUGUGAUGCCCUUUCCCCUGAGCUUAUUUCGUAAAUAUUUCUGGACUUGUUUAGACCAACUCCACCCAGCUUGGUGGGAAAGUGCAAAUGAAUUGCAAAACUGACAUCCCCUUUCAUGCCAAGAGUGACCUUUAUUUAAAUGUUUUCUAUCGUUAUUUUUGCUGCUUAUUAUUAUUAUUUUUUAAACCAGAACAGCUCAAGUUCGAAGCAGACAGUAAGGAAAUAAAGUUGUAAGUUAGAUAAUAUGACAAAUUAACAUAAGUGCUUGCUCAUUCUAAUCUGCCUGUGAAGGCUGGAGUAAUAUUUAUUUUUGUAGAAUAUCCAUGUGAAAAAUUGAGAACUUUGGAGUCAAGUGUAAAUAAGAGAGUGACAAUAUAAUUAUUGACAAUAUAAAUACCUUCUGUAGGUUAAUAGGUAGGUAUCAAAACUUUGUGUUAGUAACCUCUGGGGAGGCUUAAAAACAGGCAAUUUUGAAUGUUUCUGUUGAACUAUAUGAAGGGUAUUAUAAACAAAGAUGAUCAUUAGCUAUUUUACACAUCUGCAAUGGCAAUAAGGCCAGAAAUAUAAGAUUUAAUAUGAGGGUUUAGCAUCAUGAGAUCCAUGGGAAGGAUAUUGUCUAAGGUGGGUGCUGAGGAAGACUAUAAUAAAUUUUGUAAAAUUUUGUUGUUGUUUGUUUGUUUUUGUUUUUUAAUAGGCAGCCUAAACAAAAUGUGUGGGAAUGUUAUUCUUACCCAAUUCAUUUUUUAUUCUGCCUAAAUGUUGAUGACAAGACGAGAACUUGCAAGAUCCU